AUGUCUACACCAUUAGAGCAGCAGCAGCCACCACCCGUAGGAGUAAGCCAACAAGCCUACACGGCCCAUACGGGUCACGGGUCGGUUGGACCCGUCAUAGCUGUUCUAGCAGUGAUCACAAUACUUGGAGUCAUAGCCGGCAUGAUUGGGAGGCUAUGUUCAGGGCGUCCUAUCAUGGGCCAUGGUCAGUACGAUUUUGAAGGUUGGGUUGAGAGGAAAUGCUCUUCUUGCCUUGACGGUCGGGUCAACCCUCCUCCUCCCCGGCCCACGGAGGAGGUGCCAGUUGCGGUGCCUGCAGAGGAUACCCAACAAGAGAUCAAAGAAGAAGACCUUGAACAAGCUCCAGUUCAAGGACAAAAGCAACAUGGAAGUAGCAGUGAAUCUUGA
This is a messenger RNA of Theobroma cacao (cacao), 387 nucleotides long. RefSeq lists its product as uncharacterized. NCBI's taxonomy places the organism in Eukaryota, Viridiplantae, Streptophyta, Magnoliopsida, Malvales, Malvaceae. The record is from RefSeq and is a predicted model, not a curated record.